Messenger RNA from Dictyostelium purpureum, 378 nucleotides. RefSeq lists its product as uncharacterized. The record is from RefSeq and is a predicted model, not a curated record. Gene Ontology annotation, biological process: regulation of DNA-templated transcription. The coding region runs from base 1 to 378 and encodes 125 amino acids. Lineage: Eukaryota; Evosea; Eumycetozoa; Dictyosteliales; Dictyosteliaceae. The transcript has a single exon.
AUGAAUCAUAGUCUAAACAGUGACAAUAGUAAAUUAGCAAAUAUAGGCAAUAGCAAUUUUAUAAAUAACAAUAGUUCAAACGAUAGUUUAAUAAACUUUGAUCUAUUUGAUUCAAAGUUUUUAAAACUAUUACCUUUUAAUAAAAAUUCAAAAAUAACAAUUCACCAUUGCAAGCAUUAUUUAAACAAUGUAAAGAUUAGAUUUAUAGAUGACCCGAUUUCAUACAAAACUUUUGAAAUUAUUUUAAAAGAGUAUUUUUCAAAUCCCCAAAAUAUUCAUUAUCAAGAUGUAUACAAUGAGGUUGCAUUAUUAUUUAAUGAUAACCAUCAGGAUUUAUUAAAUCAAUUGGCUUAUUUUUUACCAUUUGAACAAGAUUAA